GGCCCACUGGAAGGCACAGUUUGAGUCCAUUCGUUCACAGUUCUAGAGCCAUCCCAAAGCGAGCGAGUGAGUGAGUUCGGUCUCGUGCAAUUGUGGUCUGUUUUCACCGUAAAACAGAUUUACUAAAACGCUCCAGCGCAUAACAGGAAAAAAGGGCCAUUUCUGCAAAGAUGCAACUGUUCAAGUGCUUACUGGCGAUCGGGUGUUUAGCGACAGUGUCCUUCGCCCACAGUGCUUCCGCCACGCUGCCGAUCAGCUCGAACUCGAUCGACGACAGCAAUGGACCGCAGCAGCAACAGCAGACGCCCCGUGCCGGCUCGUACCUCGGCGAGAUCAAGUACCUGUACAAGACGUACCAGGACUGUGCCAGCGGCGAUGUUUCCACCUGCCUGAAGAUGAAACUGUUCACCAUUCUGGACCGUGUGUCGCGCUCGACCAAGGACUUCAAGUUGAGCGAGGGCGUGCGAUUCGUGCGCGAUCAGGAAUCGGCCGCUGACGUUGCCCCGGUAAAGACUGAGGCCCAGCUGGAGGCUGAACUGCCCCGUUCGCUCGACGAGAAGGAACGCUCGCUCAACUCGAUGCUCUUCGACAAGGUCCUGUCGUUCUUCCAGUCCCACACCCUGCAAGUCAAGUUCCCGUCCAGCGAGGAAAUCAAGCGCUCCAUGGAUGAGGUCCGCGGCGGAGGCGGUGGCUUCGGAGGUGGUGCCGGAGGCGGUGGCUUCGGAGGUGGCAAGGACAAGGACAAGAAGAACGGCCACUGGAUCAUGAUCCCGCUUCUGCUCGGCAGCACGCUCGUCCCGCUCGCUUUCGGUGCCCUUGCCCUGCUCGCCGGUAAGGCACUCAUCGUUUCCAAGCUGGCUCUCGCCCUCGCCUCGAUCAUCGGCAUCAAGAAGCUGAUCUCGAGCGGUAACGGCCAUCACGAGUCCGCCCAUGAGGUGGUCGUGUCCGGUGGACACGGUGGCGGCUGGGGUCGUAUCGGAUCCGGACAGGGUCUUGCCUACAACGGCUACGGACACUACGCCCAGUAAGCGCAGUUUCCAUUGACCUGCCCAUCUAAACAACAUCCAUCCCGCCCCCAAAAGCAGGUUGCUUGGUGCAACGGUAACACGCCGGGGGCAGACACGCCGAACAAUGUAUCCGAUCCUUUCCAUCGAUCGCAUCACCGACCACCACAGCCAAAACUCCCCAUUAAAACUCCCAAGCGGUAGAUGCUAUCGGUGUCAAGCCGUUAGGAUCGCUUCGUACAUCUUUGGACGGUCUCGUUCCCGACACGCCAGCGCAACAAGUAACGAACUCGCACAAUACCGACUGACGAACUGAUACCCCACCGGUUGGGCAUCGUUCUAUCACGCCGUGUCACAUGGAAUUUGCAUGCAAAACGUCAUCUACAAAAACCGAAGCGAACAUUACACAACCAAAAAACGUUCCUCCUGAUAUCCCCCCAAUUCCCCACUCACCAAACACCCCUACUACUGUCACACAUCCUCAUACCCGACAAAGGCCCAUCGGUCCCGUUCAUUUCCCAUUCGAGAGUGGGAAACAUCCGAUGGGCACACCAGCUUUAGCUCUUAGUGGUCGAGGCGGCUCCCGUUUUUGCCGGAGUGCGGUCCACCACACGACAGUUUAUUUAUUUAACUUAAUUUAAUUUAUUGUACUGCUUCUCAACAGAACUGAUAAUUUAUGUGUUGUAGUUUUUUUUUGUUUUGUAUUUUUUUUUUCGUUUUCGUUAUUUUUUUGUACGAUACGUCCUAUUUUUGUGUAAAAAAUGCAGUCAAAUAAAACUUAAUUGAAGAAGUAUACGAUUUGUUUGAAUAUUUCCCAAUGUUUCCCACUACGCAGAAAAAAAGCAUUACAAUUU
Anopheles funestus (African malaria mosquito) is the source of this 1858-nucleotide messenger RNA. RefSeq lists its product as uncharacterized. Bases 171 to 1028 code for a protein of 285 amino acids. The record is from RefSeq and is a predicted model, not a curated record. Lineage: Eukaryota; Metazoa; Arthropoda; Insecta; Diptera; Culicidae. The transcript has 2 exons.